Molecule: messenger RNA, 1371 nt
Organism: Emys orbicularis (European pond turtle)
Lineage: Eukaryota; Metazoa; Chordata; Testudines; Emydidae
Gene: GABRG3
Product: gamma-aminobutyric acid type A receptor subunit gamma3
Exons: 10
Coding region: 1-1371 (456 amino acids)
Biological process (GO): nervous system process; chloride transmembrane transport; regulation of postsynaptic membrane potential
Cellular component (GO): GABA-A receptor complex; neuron projection; postsynapse
Molecular function (GO): inhibitory extracellular ligand-gated monoatomic ion channel activity; GABA-A receptor activity; GABA-gated chloride ion channel activity
Source: RefSeq, a predicted model, not a curated record
AUGUCAGCUAAGCUGCUGGUGCUUUUCUUCCUCCUGGCAGUGUUUCAAGCCUGUUCCAGAAAGGUUGAAGAGGAUGAAUAUGAAGAUGUAACAGGCAACCAGAAAUGGGUAUUAGCUCCAAAAACGCAAGACACAGAUGCGACUCUCAUAUUAAACAAGUUGCUGAGGGAAUACGACAAAAAGCUACGGCCAGACAUUGGAAUAAAACCAACAGUUAUUGAUGUUGACAUUUAUGUUAACAGCAUUGGCCCAGUGUCAUCAAUAAAUAUGGAAUACCAAAUUGAUAUAUUUUUUGCUCAGACAUGGACAGACAGCCGCCUUCGUUUCAACAGCACCAUGAAAAUACUGACUCUAAACAGCAAUAUGGUUGGAUUGAUAUGGAUACCAGACACUAUCUUCCGAAAUUCUAAAACAGCAGAAGCUCAUUGGAUCACUACACCCAAUCAGCUUCUGAGAAUAUGGAAUGAUGGGAAAAUCUUGUAUACUUUAAGACUCACCAUCAAUGCAGAAUGCCAGCUGCAGCUACAUAAUUUCCCAAUGGAUGAACAUUCUUGCCCGUUGAUAUUCUCUAGUUAUGGCUAUCCUAAAGAAGAAAUGAUUUACAGAUGGAGGAAAAACUCGGUAGAGGCUGCAGACCAGAAAUCUUGGAGACUCUAUCAGUUUGACUUCAUGGGACUCAGAAAUACUUCAGAAAUUGUGAAAACCUCUGCAGGUGAUUACAUAGUCAUGACUAUAUACUUCGAUUUAAGUAGAAGAAUGGGAUACUUCACUAUUCAAACAUACAUACCCUGCAUCUUAACAGUUGUGUUAUCCUGGGUAUCAUUCUGGAUUAAAAAAGAUGCUACACCAGCAAGAACAGCACUAGGUAUUACCACUGUAUUGACCAUGACAACAUUGAGUACCAUUGCAAGAAAGUCUUUACCCCGUGUCUCCUACGUCACUGCCAUGGAUCUGUUUGUGACUGUAUGCUUUUUAUUUGUCUUUGCUGCUCUGAUGGAGUAUGCAACCCUCAACUACUACUCAAGCUGCAAGAAGCCAAACUGUACCAAGAAGAAAAAGUCGCUACCUGAUGUCAGUUUUGGUCACAUGAUGAACUAUUCUGUACUUGAUAUAAGACCGCCGCCUACAGUCAUCACAUUGAACAAUGCCAUGUACUGGCAAGAAUUUGAAGACACUUGUGUCUAUGAGUGUCUGGAUGGGAAAGACUGCCAGAGCUUUUUCUGCUGUUAUGAAGAAUGUAAAUCUGGCUCAUGGAGGAGAGGACGGAUUCACAUAGACAUCUUAGAACUGGACUCCUAUUCCAGGGUCUUUUUUCCAACAUCGUUCCUGCUGUUUAACCUGGUCUACUGGGUUGGAUACCUCUAUCUUUAA